GCGUAUCCCGAACCUUCCAGACCCACGACCGGAGGUGAUCGUCCAGAGGGUCGCUGGGAUCUAUGCGCGGGAGAUCUCUGAGAACAUCUUGGCUAGCGUGCCGAAUCAGGGCCAGUUCAGGGCGCUGCUGCAGUUCGUGCGGCGGUGGGCCAGGCUGCGGGGCGUGUACGGCCAGGGCAGCUUCAUGGGCUUCCUCGGGGGGACGGCCUGGGCGAUAUGCUGCGCCCGCGCCUGCCAGACGAACUCCCACUUGGAGCUGCCGCAGCUCGUGGGCCGCUUCUUCCGCGCCGUCAGCCGCUGGGACUGGAAGCAGCCCGUGAGCCUCUCGGCGCCGGCCUCGCCGACGGCUGCCGCCCAGUCUGGCCCCCCGCCGCCGGCCUACGACGCCCUUGCGGCGCCGGGCGACGCGGCCAGCGGCGGCGGCGGGGGCAAAGUGCUCACGCUG
Molecule: messenger RNA, 445 nt
Organism: Prorocentrum cordatum
Lineage: Eukaryota; Dinophyceae; Prorocentrales; Prorocentraceae
Source: the annotation of a GenBank genome assembly